UGAUAUUUCCUUAAAACAUGUGGUAAAAAAAUUAUAUUUAUCGUAAAAUGAGUGCCUCGAAUUAUGAGGGUGCAGAAUACAAGAAUAUAGCCUAGAAAUAAAACAUAAAACAAAUGAAUUAUCUAUCAGUUAUCAUCAUAUUCGAAUAAAAAAAACAUGCGUUUAGCAAUACGACCAAUGUUUAUUUAUUGCAGAAUAAAACCUAAAUACAAAUAAAACAUAUGUAUUUCAAAUAGGCUAUGAUGCAUAUGCAUAUAGCAAUAAUGCUGUGUGGAAUAGCGAAGUAAAUAAUGAAGCAAAGCAUAAUAAUAAAUUAGGUGGAUACAAAUUAAAUAAAAAUUUUUAAUAAACUGUCACAAAGUUCAAGACUUCCGAACUGAUCAUACAUCUUACCUUUCGAAUGAUUGAAGUCCGCUCAUCCCGUCAGAGAGGAAGUUGAGCUGAGGGCGGAGCUCCACGUGCCUUCAAGUUACCAUGACACUUAUACACAACCUGAGAGCGUGACUGAAUAUAACGUCAACUAACUAAGUACACACAAUUUGGACAAAUGAGGAAAACUGAUAGUGGUGAGUUAGCAAAACACAACAAUUGAUCGGUAAAACAUAUCAAAUAAGCGUUGCUGUACAUUUUUGCCAAAUUUGAAACACCCCGGUUAUACAUUCAGCUGUUGAUUUAAAAGGCUAUAUAUAUAUAUAUAUAUAUAUUCUUAUAGUUAACCUUCAUUACAAUGUGUUAUUUAACCGAUAAAACUGUUUCCUGUGUGUUUUUAUGCACAGACUGAAAUGAGGGGUUACCUCAAAACUUUAAACUGGGUAUUUAAACUCCAGCCUAAAAGAACAACUAUAGGAAAACACAAAGACUCUGAUCUCUGUCUACAGAAUGGUGGUGUGGAUGAGUAUCACGCCAUCAUUGACUGGUGUGAAGUGAAUAGCUGCUAUCUUAUAAGUGACCUGAACUCUGCCCAUGGCACCUACGUCAAUGACUGCCGCAUACACAAUGCCACGGUGCGUCUCUCUCCGGGAGAUAAGCUUCACUUUGGCUACGGAGGAUCAACCUAUGAGUUCACUAUUGACAGGGAGGAACAGGUAAUAUUUAUGAUUUACUUAAAGUUUAAAAGUAACAGAUGUGUGUACUUGUUAACUGUUGUGUUAUUUAAAAGGCCUUGUGACAACAUCUUUAAAGAGGACUAUAUAUUUACCAGACACAUGGCAAGGAAGAUCAAAUACUCAUUAGUUGUAUUCAAAGAAAUUGGGGCUGUUAUGUUUUAUACCCCUCAGUUUCCUUUUCUGGCUGCCCGAUCUCCCACUCCCCAGGCCUGGGUUCGGACUCGAACACCCUCUGUUACACCCCACCCUCCCACCAGAACUCGUCCCAUGAGCGCUGGGUCUAAACAGGGUCCAAAUACACCAGAUCGCAAGAUCUAUUCUAACAGACCAGGAAGCUGGAGUGGUAACACAGGAAGAAGUUGUUGCCUGAGAAACAAGACUCCACCUCACCCCUCUCAAAGCAUUUACUUUUUGCCAGUGGAGAAGGAGGAAAGGUCACAUCGGCUGUUAGAGGGAUGCGGUGCUGCGUCUGUGUGUCCUGAAGACGAGUCUCUAAAGAAGGAUGAUGUGAUUGCAGCCUUGAAGGAGGAAGUGUCGGCUCUCAAGCUUCAGCUGUUUCAGAAGAAGCAGACUGAUCCAGAGGUCACAAACAGACUGCGCUGCCUGGAAAGUGACAUCAAGGAAAAGAAACAGCAGAUACAACAGUUAAAGGACCAGAUGCUGGAGCUUCAAAGCUGGUUUGGAGAGAUGAUGGGACAGGCUGUGACAGAAAGAGACCAGAAGAUCAUCAGUCUCUCAGAACAGCUGACCAAAGUUAAAAGUGAAAAUAAAUCAUCUACAGCCUUGGUUAGCAGUUUGCAAAGAGAUCUGACUGCUCGAGAGAAACAGGCUCUUAAACUUGCUGCUGAGGUGGACAAACUCAGACAAGAUGUGAGACACAAAGAUGCCAAGCUCACAAGCACAAUGGAUAAGGUGAAAGAAGCUCAAAAGCAUAAAGAUGAGCUUCUAACAAAGCAGAAUAUGGUGGAAUCCCUCAAGAAGGAACAGGCUUCUUUGCUGACCGAAAUGGACAAACUGAAACAGCUCCAUCAGCAGACUCAACAGAGGGAACAGAGAGUCCAAGCUGAACUCAAAUAUACACAGUCAAGGUUUGACAGUUUUCGGAAGCAAAUUAGUACGGCUGCUCACCUUAACUCUGACAAGAAAUCAGACCAAGAGGUGUUGGACUGUUUUUCAGAAAUAAUAAAAGAAAUGGAAAUGCACAAAUCCAAGCUGCACCAGUCUGAGGUGAAACUCGAAGAGGAAACAGAUGCACAGAGAAAAACAUUGGAUGAGACACAGAAAUUUCGAGCCAGGCUAGAGGAAUGUCAGAAUCGUGUACAGGACACAUGCAUGGCAGAUAUGGUGCAGAUGGAAAUAUCUGGCCUGCAGGGCAUGAAUUUAAGUCCUGCGCUCAGCUGGGUUCAGGCGCAUUCGCUUUUUGUACUUAACAUCCUGCAUGCGCUGAUGCAUAAAACUGCUCAGAGGCUACAGGCAGCAGGGGUUGCUGUGACAGUGGAGACUGGAGGGGUCUCAGGCGCCUUACAGAUUUUGUGCCAGAAGUACAAGGACAACCAAUCAGAACUCAGGAAUCUAAAGGCAGAGAUACAAAGCCUUCAUGAGAGAGAGAUGCAGAACAGAGAUCUUCAGAGCAGACUUGACUCUGUUCAAAAGCAGUAUGAGAUGGAGAAACUACAGGCAGCCGAAAGACAGAAUGAAAUCAAAAGCACAAUUAUGCAACAACUGGAAGAGGCAAAAACUGAUCUAUAUUCAGUCAGAAAAAAUGAGGAUGCUUUGCGUAGGGAGAUCGAGACACGUAGGGCCGAGUGGCAAUCCAAGAUGGAAGAAGCCAAGGUCCGAGAGGUGGAGCUGCAAGAAAAGAUUUGCGAGUUACAGCUCAGAGAGGAUGAGAUGAUUGACAGACUGAAGGAGUGUGAGGUAAAAGAAGUGAGGGCCCUUCAGAGAGGAGCUGAACAGGAGAGAGAGAUACACAGAGUUGAGGUGGAGGAGUACAGGGAGCAGGUGCGACAGCAUGCAUACACUAUCGUCGCCAUGGAGAAUCAAAUAAACAGAGCCCAGCAAAGUGAAGAUAGAUGGGGCGAGGUGGAGAUGGAGAGAAACGCACUUGCGGCAGAGCUUAAAGAGGCACUUAAAAAACUUGAGGACUUUGAAAGCAACAACACACUCUACAUAACAGAAAAGGAACAGGAAUUUGAAAAGGCCAUACAAUCUCUAAGGGCAUCUUUAGUCGCAUCCCAACAGGAAGUGACUGACCAGAGCGAGAUCAUCAAUGCCUUAAGUCGUGAUCUGGCCCAGGCUCACGCUCGCCUUUCUGACAUGACAGGCGAGCUGAGUGAACAACAGAAGAUAGAGUUAGAGACUCACAGAGCUUUAGUGGUGGACCAGAGGAUUCAACUGAGCAUGCUCACACAGAAGCUCACUGCAAUGUCACAGCUGGCGGAGCAAAAGGAUGAAGAGAUAAAGAAGCUGGCAGAAAAACUGAAACAAACAGAAGACGACCUGAGAAGAACAACAGCAAUUAUAGAGCUGGAAAACUCAUGCUUUCAGCCAACAAGAACCACUAGGGAUGUGGCACUUAUGACAGCUCCUAAUGAUUUCAUCAAUCAGAGAUCAAAGCACAGAGGUCAUCGCAGAGAUGAAUUGAUACUUCCGCACCAGGAAGGUUUACGCGAUGUAAAGGAGCGAAUCAGAGUUCUAAAAAAGAAGUGGCCCGGUACACAACUUGCCAAGCAGGAGGUGCCAGAGAGUCAGGGUCAGAUGAAGACUCAGAGGCUUCAAAGAUCUGCGUCUCGGAGAGGAUCCAACAGCUUUGUGAAUGGUUUUGUGUUCCCCGAAGCUUUAAGCGAUGCAGCGCGGGAACGUACAGCCAGACUAGACAUGUCUGAUGCUCUGGAUCUCAGUGAGAAGACAUUCCUGGAGCUAGCACGCGUGCUGCGUGAGGCUCUGGAGCUAAGCGAGGGUGAGCUGUCAGGCUGUGCAAGUUUAAAACACCUGCCCCCUGAUGAGAGACAACACAUAGUGUCUCAAAGACAAACAGACCUGGAGUUUCUGAAGACCCGCCUUGAUCUACAGAACAGCCGGAGCCAACAGCAAGACCUGCUGCUGGAGGAGAACCAGAAAGAGAUAAACACACUAAGAGAGAACCUGAUGUCGGAGCACCAGACACAGGCUGAGCUUGCGAGUAUGAAGACAGAGCUAGGGACCCAGAGACAAGAGACUGAACGGCUUCGACAGACACUGCAGGAUCAUAUCGACCAGCUGCAGAGAAACCAGCAGCAACACAGUGUUGCCAUCAGAAAUAAUAAGGGUUUGAGCCAGGAGAAAACGGGCGGAAAGACUGGAAGAGUGGGCCAUCACAACUGUAUACCAACUGAAAGCUAUGAAAAGACCCCAGCGUUAAAGAAACGGACCUCACAGGGGAGGCUAAAGAAGAGGGAGAUUGAGGUAGAGAAGCAGAAGAAUGAACUGGAGCAGAAAGAGAGUCAGACCUGUCCGAUGGUCUCCGAUUUGGUCAGUCCUCUACAAACCCCAGAGAGCUCCCGACUCCUCCUGCUUGCUGAGGCUCACUGACAUGGAUAUCUGUGAUCAAACAACCAUGAAUUUAAUUACACUUGAGUAGUACACUUGAGAUAACAAGUCCGGGUUGUUGAAGAAAAAGAUUUUGCCAAGAGAUUUCCCAUGGUGUAUUAAACAUACUGUUAUUAUAAUUAACAAUUAUAUAAUUUAUUUUAAAUUAUAUCUGUAUUACUAUAUUACUAUUACGAUUUACAGCAGCACUAAACAGCAGCAGGUGUUAUAUAAAGUACAGUACAGUACAUCUAAACAAACUCACAUUAAAAAGAAACAUUACAAGAGUGA
Molecule: messenger RNA, 4964 nt
Organism: Paramisgurnus dabryanus
Lineage: Eukaryota; Metazoa; Chordata; Actinopteri; Cypriniformes; Cobitidae
Product: forkhead-associated domain-containing protein 1
Molecular function (GO): protein binding
Source: RefSeq, a predicted model, not a curated record